CUUGUAACUGAAGCAUUUGUUUUGAUGCCAACAUUCGUAGCUCCUUGUCUGACCGGCGUCUAUGGCAGUGGCGUAACAUAUUUUGAUUUAUUUCGAAAUAAUCAAUUGGUGCUCAAAAAUAGUUUAGAGUGUGAUUUAUUUAUGAAAAUUCUUUCGUAAUUAGAAAAGGUCAAUGUUUUUCUCAGUUUUAUGAUUUAGCCAUUGUGAAGUUAGGAAAAAAAGAUUUCUGAUAAUUAUUAAACACAUAUACGGAUAAAAUCUUUUUUGCUGUAUGAAUUUCAAUUUUGCACUCAAAUUAUUAUUUCCCAUUUCUUAAGAUGUGAAGGGCAGUCGGAAUUCGCAGGAAAUCUUUUUUUCUGUUGCAUUUUCUCAUAUAAAAUAUUUUCUGUAAAUUUCUCAAGAAUCUGAUUUCACGAUUUAUUCAACAAUGAAUGGCAGGAUAGGCUGGUGGAUUUUAAUUGAAUUUAUUCAACUUUUUCAAAACAUAAUAAACUAGUGAAAACUAUUUUUCAUGAACAAUGAUUUACUGAAAAUUUGGGUUAAAUUGUCUUAGUAGAAGGAACGGAAAAUAAACAUUCGAACCCGAUCCCGAAUACAAGAGAGAUGAAAGCUUAGACGCGCCAAUCACAAUUGGGCUAGCCGAAUUGAAAACGUUGCCAGCUCUAUUUUCAGUACGAAGGAAUGAACGAAGAAAAAGAUCAAAAUUUUUCCGACAAUUCAGAUAAUCUGUCGAUGUGGCAACGUGCAUUCGGGAAUUCUGUCAUUUUGUUCUGGCUUUAGACCACCUCAGUUGGCUAAAUCUUCAUUAUUCCUUGUUUUAAUUAUUUUGAAUUUUCAUUUAUAACCAUUAGAAGUGAUAUUAGAUAUGCCUAGCAGGUGUUUUUUGUGUGGUUUCACUUAUAUUGUGGGAGGUGAGAUUAGUCUUCACAGGUGAGUUCCAUCCAUAGGCGUGCAGAAUCCUGAUUUUUUUCCUUAAAGCAUAUAUUCAGUUAUAAUUAAAAACAAUCCAAAACUAAUUUAUACGACUAAUAAUUUUUUUUUAAGACUUCCAUCGAGUCAACUUGAUCGAGAAAAAUGGUUGCAGAGAAUUUCUUGGAACCGACCGAUGUUGGAAAAAAAAAUGUUUUCUUUGAUCAAAUCAUUUUCCUGAAGAUUGCUUCCGACUAAUGAACCUAAGAAAGAGGCUUAUCCCAGGAAGUUUGCCUUCUCCUUCGGAAAUCAAAUUGGAAAUACCUCUGACCUACUCAGAAGGGAAUGGAAGUAUUGAAGCACAGGACUUUACAGAAUCUGAUUCUAAAACACAAUCGCCACCAAAAACACGAUUGAGAUUUGAGACUUUAGCUACUUUUAACUCUCCUUCAAAAUGUGCAUCUUCUAGCUCUAGUGACACUAAGAACCUAAGGCUUAUCCAGGAGGUUUGCCUUCUGAAGUUAAUUGGAAAUGCCUCUGACUUACUCAGAAGGGAAUGGAAGUAUUGAAGAACAGGACUCUACAGAAUCUCUAUAUGAUUCUAAAAUACAAUCUCCAUUAAAAAAACGAUUGAGAAUUGACACUCCAACUACCAAUGAUUCAGAAGAAACACUGAUUAAGCUCUCCUUCAAAAUGUGCAUCAUUUAGCUCUAGUGCAACUUCUUUCUCUGGGAAACGAAGAAUAUCCAAAAUGAAGUAAGAUAUAUCAAAAACAAAACACCAUUUUAAAUUCUACUUUUCUAGGUUUUUCUCAAAUCCCCGCUAUAUUGGAGACUAUUCACAUCAUCAUUUGGAAAACCCUAUGCUGUGAAAGAAAUACUUUAGGUUGUC
This is a messenger RNA of Harmonia axyridis, 1800 nucleotides long. RefSeq lists its product as uncharacterized. The coding region runs from base 1167 to 1478 and encodes 103 amino acids. The record is from RefSeq and is a predicted model, not a curated record. Lineage: Eukaryota; Metazoa; Arthropoda; Insecta; Coleoptera; Coccinellidae. The transcript has 3 exons.